Aureobasidium pullulans EXF-150 is the source of this 2925-nucleotide messenger RNA. RefSeq lists its product as uncharacterized. NCBI's taxonomy places the organism in Eukaryota, Fungi, Ascomycota, Dothideomycetes, Dothideales, Saccotheciaceae. The coding region runs from base 1 to 2925 and encodes 974 amino acids. The transcript has a single exon. The record is from RefSeq and is a predicted model, not a curated record.
AUGUACCGUGCUGCCUCAAUCCGCCGUGCUCGCCAGGUCCGCGAAUCUCAUCAGAGUCGCUCGCCCUCGCCCUCGCCCUCGUCCUCCGCCGCUCGCCGCUCCGACGCAAGGGAGACCCUUGAAAGGUUGUUCUGCGCGCAACCCAAGGACUCACACAACGAGGACCUGCUCGAGGAGACAACCCUCGCUGCCGCCACCCCACAGGCUCAGCAGGAUGAUCUCAGAACGGCGUUCUUCAGUAAGUACCAGGCCCAAGUGGGCGAAAAAGACAAGGAUGAGUGCCUCAGGGAGUGGCAGGAGUUUGACUCGGGUCCUUGCCCUGUGGUUUCUUGUCGUUCCCCCUCUCCUCUCCCACCUAUCCCUUCCUCUCCUCAGAGUCACGGAAGAACGUCUACGGACACAAAUCGUUCGGAAGAUCAGUUGGACGACACAAGGGACUCGUCACCCCUGUCAGACAUCUAUCCGGGUUCUCCCAAGCCCGCUGUUCAGGCUCCUCGCCUGGAAUUCCUAUCAUCUAGUCCUGCUGUCCCGGUCCCUAGCAUCCCCGCUACGCGUGACCUGGACCUGGUAUCUAGUCCCACCAGCGCGCCCCGCGGCAGAAAUGCUUUGCGAGGCCCUAGUGUUUCCCCCAUUCCCUCCCUGGCCCCAAGCAGAAAUGCUUUGCGUGGCUCGGGUGUGGAACAUGUCGGUCGCGCACAGCGCCGCAUGUCUGAAGUAGAUCUUGGUGUGCAGCCGAGAGUGAAGCGUGCUUGUAUUCGUCCUCCUGUAGUUGACCUGGUGACUCUUGAUGACAGUGCCGAUGAGCCUGAUCAGAGCCCUCGUCCAAAGAGAGGUAAGGGUAAGGGUAAGGGCAAGGCCAAGGCCAAGGCCAAGGCUCCCAUCAAUGACAUCCUGUCAGAAGAUGAGCCUGUCGAGGUCCGUCGUCUGAACAAAGGCAAGGGUAAGGCUAUUGCCCCCGAGGCCGAGUCAGCUGAUGACAUGUACGAGCCAGAGAUUGAUGUGCCCGUGUCAGAAGAUGACGACUUUGAACCAGCGCGCAGUCUAGAUGAGGCUGAAGUGGAGGCUUUGUCUGAGGAUAGUGAUGUCCCAGCUCAUGGUUCGCGUGCUCAACGGUCCAAGGUCGUUCUGGCACCUUGUGUCCGUGUUGAGAUUGCACCUUUGGUUUUCAAGCCAGGUCAAGCAAGACAGAGCGGUCGCAAGCAUCCUGGACUGACCAACGGUUCUUAUGUCGGCGCCCACAUGUAUUCGACGACUGAGGCUUGGGAGUUUGAAUACUUCCCGGCCCCUGGUUAUUUUACAGAGAUCAGGACCCCUUCGGGUUCGAUCAGUGCUAUCAAUCCAGGUAGCUUGACUCUCCGCGCGGUGCUUCCUCAGAUGUUGAAGACCGCAUACGAGCUGCGCAAGCAGGCCUUCCCUGAAGAAGACAACUCGUGGAUGGAUGUGUUCACCCCCAUGGACCUCAUGAAAGUUGCGCUCGCUGGCAUGACUGCUCGGUCAAUUGAGUUGAUGAGUGGAGGAAAGCCAUGGCCGCACGAGGAGCUCUUUGCGGCUUACCGCGAGAUCUUCGAGGCCGAGUACAUGCAUGGCCUCUACAAUGUCCGCAUCGUUCAGCUCCAUCCAGAUCAAUCCGAUUUGGUUGCUGAGCUCAUGAGAUUAUUGAUACACAACUACUACGGAAGUUCUGGCUCGAUGACUCAACAAAUGAUGCUUUCAAGAGCCUUGCAACAUUUCAGCCUAAGUCGGCACAGGUCUGAAUCAGGCAAGGCUUUGUAUAAGCUCAUGAACGCUGACAACACUCGUGCUGAGUUGAAGGCUGUGACAAUCAUGCCGAUUGAAGUGUUCAAGACGUAUGGAAUGGGUCCAAUCAAGCUACUUGAAGCUUGCUUUAUUGAUCUGAAUGGGGGUUGGUUACAUAACCUUUCUCUUUCAUUCGAUUAUGAAGCGAAGCGUUGGUCAAAGCGGGAUGGUGACAAGAUCAACUUGCUUACAGAUGCAUGGGUCGAGCGUUUCAAGACAUACGCAGAUCCUUUAGCACGUACCUGUCGCGAGAUCAUGAAGUCCGCACUGCAAACUCGCGGUCUGAAUGAGAGUUCGCCGAUUUACGAGGAUCACCUUAGCAAGGACACCUUGUACAGUCGACUGACCGAAGGUGCCAGUAUUUACUUGCACCCUCGCGGCGAUACCACUGGUUACGCUGUCAGGCUGGCCCUAGCGUACACCCUUGAGAUCUCGCCUGAGCAAAGGCAAGAAAUCGAUGACCUUGGUCACACAACUUCGUCCAAGGGUACCCUUGACGGCACCCCUGUCAUGCUGCAACUGCACGUGACCGAAGAAGACGAUGAACGCCACUGGGCAAACACUUCUUCUGUGAGACCAGAAUUUGAGAUGGCUCGCAGGAUCAUGUUGACGUUGACCUGGAACAGUACAAAGACUGGUGAAGAAGUCGUGUACUACCUGAUCAGAGGCAAGAAGCGCACCUCGGAAUUGAAACGUGCUCGCGAAGCCAUGUCUAUCCUGGAGUACGCGAACGGAACGCUUGAGCUGGGCACAGACAGUGGUCCUAAGCGUUGUGACUUUGGCUCCAGAGAGAAGAACAGAGCCAAGAAGCUCGACGAAGAUGGCGUGCCCUGCCCAGGGCCUGGCUGCACAGUAAUCCUCCGCUCGAAAGGCCCGAAGAACCUGCACUUCAAGAGCGAACCGGACUGCAAGAAAGCCUUCAACGCGCUACCCACAAUUGAGCGUCAGAACUUUCAAUUCUUCAUGUGCUGGGCAUGUGGUAAACUUUUUGAGGGUACGAGAAAUGUUGAAACCCACAUCAAACCAGGCAAGAGGUCGGCCGACUUCCCAGUUUGUCGAGCAUACUACAAGGAGCAUUUUGGAAAAGAUGCCGUGCUCGACAAGUCCAACUGCGGUCGUUUCCUUUGA